GAAGAAACUAAAAUCGGGACCUCCGUUCGAAGCGAACUCGCUUUCCAUGGCUCGGAACGCCAUGCUGCUGGCCCCGAUGGGCCCUGAUGGCCCCUGCAUCAGGGGCCCGGCUUUAUAGCUGGAACUAAAUAUCUUGGUCUUGCCUCGAAUAUCUCUCCAAUUGUCCGUGUCUUAGGGGUACUGUUCCUAUGAUACUUGUAUAGCCCCGGAGAUACUCUGUGCUCAUUGUAGCCUGGCUCUUGGUCAUGUUUCCUGCAAUAGUCGCCGUCUCUGGCCUAACCCUUCUCUAUCUCUAUCAUGUCAAUCGAGGUUUGACCGAGUUGCCAGAGGAAGUCCGCCUUCUGUCUCCUCAUCGCUGGACAGCCAAGGAAAUCAGGGACGCCUAUGAGGAUGCGAUUCGCAACCCGGUAGAUGUGGAAAGCAGUCUGCCUCCCAAGCAAAACCGGCGUUAUAUCGUGAUUGGCGGAUCCGGACUUGUCGGGAACUGGAUUGUCACACAUCUGCUUUCCCGCGGCGAGAAUCCAGCAGCAAUCCGGGUCUUGGACCUCCAACCCCCUCGUCGCGACAUUCUCGAUCAAGGAGUCACGUUCUUCAAGACCAACAUUGUUGACAAGGAGGCUGUGUCGAGCGCCUUCGCACACCCAUGGCCUGAGGACGUGGCAGCCCUCCCGUUGACUGUGUACCACAAUGCGGCAGUAAUCAGGCCAGCCGAACGUCACAAAGCCUUCCUCUCCCGUUGCCGCAACGUGAAUGUCAACGGCACCGUCAAUUUGUUGAAUGCCGCUAAGGAACACGGCGCCAGCUGUUUCAUUUCCACCUCAUCCGGCUCAGUGGCUCUGCGCCGUGCCUCCUUCUGGCUUCCGCCGUGGCGGAAGACCCCUAAACACAUGAUUCAAGUCAUCAGCGACUCGACCCCCCUUCCUGAGGACCACUACGACUUCUUCGGCAACUACGCCGUCUCCAAAGCCGAAGCCGAGUCCAUCGUCCGCGCAGCGGAUGACCUAGAAUCCAACUUUCGCACGGGCUGCAUCCGACCAGCCAACGGCAUCUACGGCAUUGGCGAAGACAAUAGCCCAGCCGUAACCACAAUGUAUCUGCAGGCCGGUGAAAACCCGACCUGGACCUACUCUGUAGCCCAAAACUUCGUCAACGCGGAGAACGUCUCGAUCGCGCACCUUCUCUACGAACAACGUCUGCUCGAGCACACCGCCAAUCCCAGGCAGCUGCCCAAUAUCGGCGGUCAGGCCUUCCUCGUUACCGACCCCAACCCCGCCAUCACCUUCAGCGACGUCCACCUCCUGCUCAUGACCCUCGCCAAGACCCCCGUCAGCUUUCGCCGUGUGCCCGCGAUCCCUUUCUUCCUGGUCUCCUACCUCAUCGAGUGGUACUCGCUCCUGCAGCUGCAUCUCCCCCGGCUGCUCCCGCCGGUGCAGGGCGAUCUAACGCAGCUCCAACCGGGACUGUUCGCCAUCUCGAACGUGCAUGUCAUCGCGGACGAUGCGCGGGCGCGCAAGAGUCCCGAACAGGGUGGACUGGGAUAUGCGCCGCCGAUCGGCACCUUGUACGGGAUGUGCAAGCAGCUAGAAGAUUGGAACCGGCGAGCGGACGUGAAGGCCGCGGAGGAGGCUUCGAGGAAGGGGAUGGUGAGUAUUUCCGAGGGAGGCGUGGAUGUGAACCUUGCUGUACCUCCUUCAAAGUUAUAAGCCGUUGGGGACCCUGUAUUUACGAAAAGUGGCCUUGAGGAAGCGUUGCCACCUGCGCGACACACUUAAA
Messenger RNA from Aspergillus homomorphus CBS 101889, 1773 nucleotides. RefSeq names its product putative 3-beta hydroxysteroid dehydrogenase/isomerase family protein. Gene Ontology annotation, biological process: steroid biosynthetic process. The coding region runs from base 246 to 1703 and encodes 485 amino acids. NCBI's taxonomy places the organism in Eukaryota, Fungi, Ascomycota, Eurotiomycetes, Eurotiales, Aspergillaceae. The transcript is spliced from 3 exons. Gene Ontology annotation, molecular function: 3-beta-hydroxy-Delta5-steroid dehydrogenase (NAD+) activity. The record is from RefSeq and is a predicted model, not a curated record.